AUGUCAGGCGCUGCAUACGAUAAGGCCUCGGAGCCUAUCAUCGUCGACGUAAGCAAACCAGACAACUACACAAUCCGAGCAAAAGAAUCCGCGAGCAACGCCCGACAGAAGAUCGCAGAGACAUUCGAACCGGGUGAUACGAAAACCACCACUCGCCGAAUGUCAGAUACGCCGACUAGUAUGCGAGAUCAAUUCACGAAAUCGAGUGAGGAGUCUGCCGAGGAAGGGAAGUCAAUGUUGGAUUCUGCACAUGAGAUGGUUGCCAAGGCGUUGGGCGGGGGUUCGCGUGGUUCUAGUUGA
Molecule: messenger RNA, 300 nt
Organism: Penicillium cataractarum
Lineage: Eukaryota; Fungi; Ascomycota; Eurotiomycetes; Eurotiales; Aspergillaceae
Exons: 5
Coding region: 1-300 (99 amino acids)
Source: RefSeq, a predicted model, not a curated record